AUGAUCGGCUUCAACGGCAGCCUGCUGUCGCUGAUCCGUGCUAACCGGCGCGAGCGGCGGCGCGAGCGGCAGCGGCGCACGCGGCGGCGGGAGGUCGCCGCAGCAGUCUCGGUGGCUCCGGAGGAGCUCCCAGCCGGCGCCGUCAGCGCUGCGGCGUACUGGCGGCGGAUCGGCGCGCCGCUCGGACUUAACGUGAGCGGCUCGGGCGGCGCGGCGGCUCUGGACCGGGCGACCAGCGCCAACCAGAUGGGCGGCGAGGUGUGGAGGCAGGGAGAGCGGCUGGCGCAGCUGCAGGCGCAGAUCAAGCGGGACGGGUUCGUGUCGCUCGCUCCGUCCGAGCUCUGCUGCGACGCGCGAGCGGUGGCAGCGCUGCGGCGGGGCGCGCUGCGCCUCACCGCGCUUGGCUGGCCGGCGACGAUGCUUCUCCUGUUCGACGAGGAGCAGCUGCUGCUCGGCCGCACCUCGCGGCUGGCGUGGCUCCUGCUCGCGCACGCCUCGCGGCUGAUGCUCGCGCUCACAGGCUGCUCCCCCUCCUUCGACACCCUCGCGUGGUGCGUCGACCCGAGGGACGGCCAGGCCGGCUUCGCACCGCACCGCGACCGGCAGCCUGCCGACGUUGCAACGUCCUUCCGCGCGGACGGCUCGCCGCGGUACGCGACCCUCUGGCUAGCCCUCUCGGAGGCGACGCCGGAGAACUCGUGCAUGCACCUCGCCGAGGACCCGCUGCAGCUCCUCCUCCGCCGCGACGACGCCGUGCAGGCGAUCCGCGCCUGCCCUCUGCCCCCGGGCGGAGGGCUCGUCUUCACGCACCGGGCGAUGCACUGGGGGUCGAAGGGCUGCGACGACAACGACUCCAUCCCCACCCCGGAGGCGGUCCACUGA
Messenger RNA from Emiliania huxleyi CCMP1516, 882 nucleotides. RefSeq lists its product as hypothetical. Lineage: Eukaryota; Haptophyta; Isochrysidales; Noelaerhabdaceae. The coding region runs from base 1 to 882 and encodes 293 amino acids. The record is from RefSeq and is a predicted model, not a curated record. The transcript is spliced from 4 exons.